Messenger RNA from Orbilia oligospora ATCC 24927, 1590 nucleotides. RefSeq lists its product as uncharacterized. The record is from RefSeq and is a predicted model, not a curated record. Bases 1 to 1590 code for a protein of 529 amino acids. Gene Ontology annotation, molecular function: double-stranded DNA binding; RNA binding. NCBI's taxonomy places the organism in Eukaryota, Fungi, Ascomycota, Orbiliomycetes, Orbiliales, Orbiliaceae. Gene Ontology annotation, biological process: poly(A)+ mRNA export from nucleus; transcription elongation by RNA polymerase II; post-transcriptional tethering of RNA polymerase II gene DNA at nuclear periphery. The transcript has 3 exons. Gene Ontology annotation, cellular component: transcription export complex 2.
AUGACACUGCCUGAGUUUCUUUCAAACUGGCUAUCCGCCCUAUCUUCGAUCCUUACGACCGGUGAUGCAGACGCCUUUGGCCUCUUCUUCGGCAUCGACACCCGCCCUUCUAAAACAACCACCUACCUUCAACAAGCGCUUGCGAGCUCGACGCUAGACGAAGAUGCAGAGCUGGAUGCUAUUAGGGAUAUUAUAGACCCCGAUGACCAAUGGAGCUCAAUUGCGAGGAUGGUACAAGCGUACCUCCUCUACCUCCGUAGUGCCCGCCAGGAUAUCGGUCUAUCGCAUCGGUUUGAGUUGUUGCUAAAGUUCAUGAACGCUGUAUCCAGUGCUGCUGACAAUAACAAUGGGGCGGUUCUGAAUGUACUUGUUCUUGAAGGAUCGAAGCACAUAACACGACUUGGUAUCAUGUGCGAUGAUUUAGCCGACGAUGGUAGUUACAAAUAUUCCGAACAGGCACACUCUGUUGUGCAAAAGUUAUUUAACGUCUCGCUCAAGGGAGUUCGGCUCCCUAAUGACCUUGGGAAGAGGGAGACAUCGGUUGGGAUUAUCAACUGUUUGUUUAAGUUGGCGUCGAAGAUGGGUAGGAUAGGAAGUAUGACGACUAUCAUAGUGAAUCUUCAAAACGUCCUCCCCUCUAUCAAUAUCACCUCCGACACACGAUUCUCGGUUGCACAGCGCUGCACAUACGCCUACUACAUCGGCAUAGAAUGUUUUCAAACCGCCCAAUUCUUAAAAGCUGCGAAUACUCUCCAAGAGGCAUUCGAUCUUUGCCACCCAUCUUUUCUUCGGAAUCGAAGGAAAAUUCUGAUACACCUAGUCGCGAGUAAUAUCAUCCUCGGCCGUUUCCCAUCCUCGGACUUAUAUAAUCUACCAGAGGCGGUACAACUCAGAGAGGUUUUUUCACCAAUAAUCAAAGCGAUUAAAGUCGGUAAUUUUACGGGAUUUGAAAGAGCACUGUUUCGAUCGAAGAAAUGGUUGUUGCACUUUGAUAUCUUCCAUGACUUAGAGAUCCGCUGCGAAACCCUGAUGUGGAGAAACCUUAUCAAGAACGUCUUUGCUGUUAGCGGGAGCACCGCUAAAAACGGAGUUGAAAGCGUAGGACUGGAUAAAAUUCUCGAAGCGGCAUUAGUAACCAGAGCCGGGUUACGGCCGAGGGUUGUUGGGCAAACUAUCAAUGGACAAAAAGAAUUCAGAGAAACUAUUACAGAGAGCAGUAUUUUAAGUAUUGUACUCGGACUUGUCGACAAUGGAUGGUUGAAUGGGUAUGUUAACCUUGAGAAGGGCAUGCUGGCGGGGUGGAGUAGUAAGUCUCGAUUGAUAACGAGGCUGGCAGACAUUAAGAAUCAGUAUGUUGGGAUGCUGUGGGGCGGGGAGAAUGGGAGCGGGGUUACGGAGAAGGAAGGUAGUGGAGAAAAAGUUGAGAAAGAUGGCGAGACUAAUGGAUUUCCUGCUGCUGCUGCCGCUGCUGCCCCGGCGCAACAGAGUUUUGGAGGGCUCUUUGCAGGCGGGUUUGGAGAUACGAAUGGGAAUGGAAAUGGCGGAGGGUACGCAACGGAUCCUGGAGAUGACAUGGAAAUGGAGCUCUAG